CUGAGAUGCCAAGGAACUUGCCCCUGAGCGAAGCUGAUUGUAAAAGCAUAAACAGGAUUUAAAUCGGGAUCUCAUUGGUGCCAGAAUCUGAGCUCUUAACUGUCUUCUAAAUUGUUUUCUGAGAGUAUCAUUCUUUUCAAAUCUGUGAGAGGGAAUCCCAAAGUCAGCCUUGGAGGCUAUUUGAAAGGUUUUAUCCAAACAUGGAUAUCAGACCAAAUCACACCAUUUAUAUCAACAAUAUGAAUGAUAAAAUUAAAAAGGAAGAGUUGAAGAGAUCCUUGUAUGCCCUGUUUUCUCAGUUUGGACACGUGGUAGAUAUUGUGGCUUUAAAGACCAUGAAGAUGAGGGGUCAGGCUUUUGUUAUAUUUAAGGAACUGGGCUCAUCCACAAAUGCUCUGAGACAGUUACAAGGAUUUCCAUUUUAUGGUAAACCAAUGCGAAUUCAAUAUGCGAAAACAGAUUCUGACAUAAUAUCUAAAAUGCGUGGCACUUUUGCUGACAAGGAAAAGAAAAAGGAAAAGAAGAAAGCUAAAACCAUGGAACAGGCUGCAGCAGCUGCAAACAAAAAGCCUGGCCAGGGAACACCAAAUUCAGCUAAUACUCAAGGAAACGCAGUGCCAAAUCCUCAGGUCCCCGAUUACCCUCCAAACUAUAUCCUGUUCCUUAAUAACUUACCAGAAGAGACAAAUGAGAUGAUGUUAUCUAUGCUGUUUAAUCAGUUCCCUGGUUUCAAGGAAGUUCGCCUGGUACCUGGGAGGCAUGACAUUGCAUUUGUAGAAUUUGAAAAUGAUGGACAGGCUGGAGCUGCCAGAGAUGCUUUGCAAGGGUUUAAGAUCACACCAUCCCAUGCCAUGAAGAUUACCUAUGCCAAGAAAUAACAUUUGGAAUAGCCAGUUUUAAAGGACUUGGUAUUAUUUAUAAUGUUCAUUUUGAUUACAUUCGGUCAAGUCAUUUUAAUGGUUGGAAGUGAAAAUGAAGUUUGGCAGAAAGAGUCACCUAAUUUUUUUUUUUUAGUUUUGGUGAACUGUGAAUUCUAAAGCCUUAAUUUUGUACAAUAAACCUUUAUUUGUAUUCUGUGUACUUACCACUGUUUACUGGUCUGAUGUUCAACCCUCAAAUGCUUAUUUUAGUAUAGAACGUAUCUGAAAGUGUGUAAAACUCCAAAAUGGAAGUCUGUAUUAUUUUGGAGCAGUGGAUGAUACAGAAGUUGAAGGGAGCAGAUUACAGAGCUAAUGAAGAGCAUGUUAAUGGUAAAAUGAUGAGUCUGCUGUUAGAAAACAUGCUGUUUGUCUCCUUCAGCCCAUGGAGCAUAGUAUUUUGCUGGAGUAGGGAUUCAUGCAGUAGUAAAUAGUGGGCAUUUGCUAACAGCUGCUUACUAUUUUCUAGAAAAAACAACAAGUAGGACUGCUCCCUUCAGUGGAACAUUUUACUUUUUUUCCUUCUUAAAGGAAGUUAAUAUCUAGUCUCAAUCCUGAGUGACUUUCAACAGUCCCAGGCUUGUUAGUGCAUGCCUAGGAUUCCAGCACUAUGGAGACAAAGGCAGGAAGAUCACUGCAAGUACAAGACUAGCUUUAGCUUUUCCUUGACACCCUGCCUCAAAAACACAAAUAAGUGAAUAAAAUGCUAGACCUCCAAAAGGGAAUCUCUAAUGUUUCCUAAAACAGCUAAUCUUCCUUCUUUGUGAUUUUGAGGGUGUGCACAGUUAGAUGUUGGGCAUGCAGUCUACCACUGAGCUUUCUGUCCCUGCCCAUUUUUUAGGGAUGUUUCUUUUGUUUCAGGACAGGGUAUUACGAUGUAGUCCGGGCUAAUGCCAAACUCAUCAUGUGGGAUGAUAGCAUGUGCCUCUAGUGCAAGCUUUUUGUAAUUGUUAAAUACUACAGAGUUCCAAAAGCUUCUUCUCUGGUUUUGUCUUAUAUUAUGACUUGAUUUCCUCCCACUGAUGAAACCAUCUUUAGAAGCUGACUUUAUUUUUCAAAUAUAACACAUAAUGAAAAAUA
Messenger RNA from Onychomys torridus (southern grasshopper mouse), 1997 nucleotides. It is a transcript of the gene Snrpb2, whose product is annotated as small nuclear ribonucleoprotein polypeptide B2. Gene Ontology annotation, cellular component: U1 snRNP. Gene Ontology annotation, molecular function: U1 snRNA binding. Bases 201 to 878 code for a protein of 225 amino acids. The transcript has 7 exons. The record is from RefSeq and is a predicted model, not a curated record. NCBI's taxonomy places the organism in Eukaryota, Metazoa, Chordata, Mammalia, Rodentia, Cricetidae. Gene Ontology annotation, biological process: mRNA splicing, via spliceosome.